AUGGUUGCCGAACACAGCUCUGCACCAAAAGAGAAUAAAAAAGAGAGAAGAGAAAAGAGAGAUGUUCCAGAGGACAUUUCAAACUACAAGCUAGAGCCAUUCACAGAAAAGGGGCUAAAGCAGUUUUUGGAAACAAGCAGCUUUGAAAUCAUGUUUCCCAAGCAUAGAGAAAAGUACAUCCGGGAUACUGAAGAGUAUAUCAGAAAGGCUCUUGCCCAGAAGAGACUCCUUCUGGCAGUGGACUACCACGAGCUGGUGCUCAAAGUAGAGACCACACCGCAUACAAGAGACCCGUAUGUAGUCCUGCAGGGAAGAGAUAUGCUGAAGCUGGUCAGUAGAGGUGUUCCACUAGAGAAGGCAAUUCGGGUCUUUGAGGAUGGAAUAACCCACGAUAUUAUUCCAAUUAAUGUGUUUACUCGAAACAAGGAGAUAUUUCUUAAAAGGAGAGAGAGACUUCUUGGUCCCCGGGGAAACACAAUAAAGUCACUAGAGCUGCUGACAGACUGCUACAUUCUUCCAUUCGGAAACACAGUAAGCGCAAUUGGAAACUAUAAAAGUCUAAAGGAGGUGCGGACAGUCGUUACUAAGUGCAUGGAAAACAUCCACCCAAUCUAUGAGAUCAAGCGGCUUAUGAUACGGCGGGAGCUAGAGAAAGACCCAGCUCUUAAAACAGAGAACUGGGAGAGAUACCUUCCAAAGUACAAAAAGACACACAGUAAAAAGCGUAAGACCGUUAUAGUGGAGAAAACAAACCGCACAACCUUCCCCGAGCAAGAGGAGAGAAAGCAGGACAAAGAGAUCAUGAGUGGCGCGUAUGUACCGAAGGACCGGCCCACCAGAAGCGAAAAAAAGGCCAAGGCAGAAAAGGACUCAAGCGAGCAGUAA
This is a messenger RNA of Nematocida ausubeli, 885 nucleotides long. RefSeq lists its product as uncharacterized. The transcript has a single exon. Gene Ontology annotation, cellular component: nucleolus; small-subunit processome. The record is from RefSeq and is a predicted model, not a curated record. Gene Ontology annotation, molecular function: RNA binding. NCBI's taxonomy places the organism in Eukaryota, Fungi, Microsporidia. The coding region runs from base 1 to 885 and encodes 294 amino acids.